Messenger RNA from Striga asiatica, 1128 nucleotides. NCBI's taxonomy places the organism in Eukaryota, Viridiplantae, Streptophyta, Magnoliopsida, Lamiales, Orobanchaceae. The record is from the annotation of a GenBank genome assembly.
AUGGCGGAUGGCGCUGAAAAGGGGCAGGCCAAGGACGGCGGUGCUCUGUGUGUUGAAUCGGAACCGAAACCACAAUUAAUGGUCCCCCUCGUAUAUUCAAUGGGCCCGAACCGGUGGUCCGCUCGGAACCAGGCAUCCAUAUAUCUGAUACCACGGCCCGAAUUUCCUAGGCGUUUUGACCCGAAGUUCUUUGCUUCUAAGAUCCGAAUCCGAGAUAGCUCAGAGAAGAGGUCUGAUGGCUGGCCUUUCCGUAGAGGAAAAAGGAAAGACUUUUCAUUGUUCCCUCAGUCGAUUGAAAAUCGUCUCUUUACCCCUCGUCUUCUCCACAAUUUAUUCUCACCCGCCGAGUACUGCCAUGAACUACUAGUCCACCACCUCAGCCCGACUCGGUGCCGGCCAACCAAUCAGAUCUGGCGUGUUAAAUCGUGGUCGGUUAGCAGGAUGAAGAAGAGUUGGACAGCAUCAGAAGGAUCGGUAUUGAAUUUCUACCACAUGCAACAAAUCCCACUAUACAUUGUAUUCAACUUAUUGGUUUGCCCACCCACUUCAGAAAGUCUCUUCCGCGAGUAUCAAUACCAAUUCAAGAUGAUGUACCAACAAAAUGUUGUAAAGGUGGAAUCGACAAAAAACCCCGCAAGAAACGGAAUAUAUACAGUCCCUACUAUCGAUGAAGACAAAAGGGAGGAUGAAGACGAAAGAGGAAGACAUGCUGUUGUUUUGGUAGGUUAUGGCGUCAAGAACGAUAAAGAUUAUUACAUAGUGCAAAACUCGGGUGGUGAUACGUGGGGUCUCAAAGGGUUCAUCAAAGUGUGAAGGAAUGUUGUACGAAAUAUGUUUUACCUGUAGGAGUUCAUCUGAAACAAACUGAGGUAACCUGUUUUUCAAUUCAUGUUUUAAAUAAUUUAUUUUUAAAUAUUGUAUUAGAUUUAGGUUAUAAUUCAUCAUUCUUUCUUUUGGUUUUAAUAGGCAUUUGUAUUUAAUACGCGCUCAGACCGAUUGACACAAUAUAGCAAGAAUAUUAAGUUGUUCAGAUAAAAGUUCUUCAUUUAAGUAUAUACUUUUGUUAUUAUAUUUUAUAAUGUUCGUGAAUCACAUAGAAAUUAGUUAUUUAGUUGUACUAUUGUUAUU